Messenger RNA from Leptopilina boulardi, 2743 nucleotides. RefSeq names its product equilibrative nucleoside transporter 1 (gene Ent1). The transcript has 11 exons. The coding region runs from base 454 to 1872 and encodes 472 amino acids. Gene Ontology annotation, molecular function: nucleoside transmembrane transporter activity. Gene Ontology annotation, biological process: nucleoside transmembrane transport. Gene Ontology annotation, cellular component: plasma membrane. NCBI's taxonomy places the organism in Eukaryota, Metazoa, Arthropoda, Insecta, Hymenoptera, Figitidae. The record is from RefSeq and is a predicted model, not a curated record.
AACAUUCUUGAAUGGAAUGAAAUGCACACAGCUGUCUUUGACGUUUAAUAAUGUAAGGAUAACAAGAAAAAGUGGAGGGGAAAAAGAACGCUUGAAAUUCACUUGGGAUUAUUGUUCAGUAUUGUUAAAAAGUCUGAUUGCUUUCUAUAUAGCUUUAACUUAUUUUAUCAGACGUUCAUUUUCCAUGCAUAAGUGCAUUGUUCAUUUACUGACAAUCAAUGUCACACGUGCAGUAUGUUUGCACUUUGUGUCAGAUUUCGACCCUGGAUAUACAACAACAAUCACUAGAACAAUUCAUUUUUAAUAAUAUUAAUAAUAAUAAUAAUAAUUCUUAAUCGUCUUUUAUUUAAAUGUUUUAUUGCACAAAGUGUUCGUCCCUUAGUUAUUCAAAAGCCAAUAAUUUUUUUCAUUGUGCUGUGAUUUCCGAAAAAUUUGUGUAAAAAUUGCUGAAUUAUGGCAUAUUCAAUAAAUAAACAACCCUUAUUAAAAGGAAUUAGCGAUAGUGAAUUUGAAGAUGAUAUAGAGACUGAAAUUGAAGAUCCAAAUAUUUCUACACAAGAUGAAGAACCAUUUAUUAAGCCACAUGAACCAGCAGAUACAUUUCAAUUUACGUACGUAGUAUUUUAUUUACUCGGAAUGACAACUUUAAUUCCAUGGUGCUUUUUUAUGACAGCUGAUGAGUAUUGGAUGUAUAAAUUUAGAGAGAUUCGAAAUGAUAGCCAUCAUAAUUAUUCAAUCGAGGACCAAUUAGAAAAGAAAAGUGAAUUACAAGCGAGUUUUAUCUCUUAUCUUUCUGUAACAAGUUCUAUUCCCAAUACACUUUUUCUAAUAAUAAAUGCAUUCAUUAGUAACAAAAUAUCCCUAGAGUUACGAAUGAUAGGUACUCAAGGUCUUGUUUUAUUAAUUUUUCUUGUCACCACUGGAUUCGUUAAAGCAGACACCGAUCAAUGGCAAAGUACAUUUUUAAUUAUAACUCUCUCGUCGGUGGCAUUAAUGAAUAUGGCAAGUGCAAUAUUUGGAGGAAGUCUUUUGGGAAUAGUUGGACGAUUUCCAGCUAGAUAUAUAACAGCAAUGUCUGGUGGUCAAGCUCUAGCUGGAAUAUUUGCUGCACUUACAGAAAUUUGUUCUUUAUGGUUGGGUGCAAGUCCUGUAGUAUCAGCUCUAUUAUAUUUUGUUAUUGGAGAUGCAAUGCUCUUUUUCUCCUUAGUUUCUUACAUCUUCUUGCAAAAAGCAGAUUUUUUCAAACAUCAUACACUAACGAAAACAAGACAUUUGGCUGUUGAGGAUGAAUUUACAGUGAAUGGUGAUAUUUCAUUUUCACAUGGACACAGAAUCUCUUAUCUUCGAAUUCUUCGGAGAAUUUGGAAAUAUGGUGUUAGUAUAUUUUUAUUGUUUUUAAUAACAAUGAGCGUGUGUCCUGCAGUGACAGUGUUGGUAGAAAGUCAAAAUCGGGGCCAUGGACACGCUUGGAAUGAUACUUAUUUUGUACCCGUUGUUACUUAUUUAUUGUUCAGUUGUGGCGAUUAUGCAGGUAGAUUAUUAUCUGGAAUUAUUUUACGGCCUAAAGGAAAACCUUGUCUCGUCAUAUUUUUGUGUGUCUUAAGAGCAGCUUUUAUACCAGCAUUUUUAUACUGUAACGUACAACCACGACAUAAUUUGCCCGUUUACAUUGAAAAUGAUCUCAUUUAUAUUUUAAUGACAAUUAUUUUUGCUACCAGCAAUGGUUACUUAUGUAAUACUAUUUUCAUCUUGGUUCCCACGGCAGUUGAACCUCAAGAGAAAGAAAUUGCUUCUGCAAUGAUUGGAGGUUUCUUAGGUUUAGGAAUAACAAUUGGCUCGGCUAUGAGUCUUGCUUUAGUAAAAGUAAUUUAAAAAAAAAAUUUACCCUUAUUAAAAUUAGCAUUCACUACCAUUUGCAUUUGCUAUUUCAAAAAAAAAACAAAAACAAAAAAACAAGUCCCAGUUGCCUUAAUGUAAUAUCUUUAUAAUUGAUAUUUUUUUAUAAAGCCUUUUUCUAAUUGAUUUUAUACAAUAGAAAUUUAUGUAUAACAUAUUCUUAGUGAAGAUAUUUAUUCGACAGGUAUAUUAUUAUUAUUAUUAUUAUAACAAUGGACAAAAAUGAAGUAUUUGAAAAUAAUUUUUUAAUCAACUAUUAUGAAAAUUAUUUUUUAAUUUUCAGUUUUAUUUUUCUGUGAUUGGAAAUUUUUUUUUUUUUUUUGAAACACUCAAAAAGAGAAUUUUUUUUUUUAAAAUGGAAAGAGAAAUUAGGAAUUUAAUUAUUAUGAUCUAAUUUUUAAAAAUUUAAGAUUCAAUUAUUUCGUUAAGUUGAUUAAGAAGCCUGCGCACAUUCCGCAUAAUGUUAAUUCACUUUUAAAGAGAAAAUUUUUCAAUUUAAAAAUGAGAAAAACCGGAAAACAAUGUAAUAUGGAGUCUUCAAAAAAUUAAAAAUAAUGUUAAAUUAUGAGAGACUAUUUUUAAGUUAGAAUAUACAAUAUAAAUAAAUGAACGUUAUUAUAGUUUUAAUACUGAAAAAAAUGUUAUUUUUAAACGUUUUUUGUAUAAUUUUUAAUUCUUCUCAAUUUUUCUUUUAUCAUAUACCUACGUCUGAAAUAAUAUAGAAUUUUAAUUUAUUAGAAAACAGAUAAUAUUCGUCAAAUCUAGUCAUUGUGAUAUAAAAAACUUUAUGAAAUUAUAAAUAAAUUAAAUAUUAUAAGAAAUUAAUGUAAAUUAGAAAGAAAGAAAG